This is a messenger RNA of Histoplasma capsulatum G186AR, 162 nucleotides long. RefSeq lists its product as uncharacterized. Bases 1 to 162 code for a protein of 53 amino acids. NCBI's taxonomy places the organism in Eukaryota, Fungi, Ascomycota, Eurotiomycetes, Onygenales, Ajellomycetaceae. The record is from RefSeq and is a predicted model, not a curated record. The transcript has 3 exons.
AUGCGGAACGAUCUUUAUGCAUACCAACCCACACCGACUUUGGCGAACUCAUCGGCGGUUGAAGCGUUGUUAGUGGGUACUACGGCUACCCUAUCACGUGCCCCCCAACAUAUUGUGUUGCUCUCAUGUAGUUAUGGCCCUAAGAAGCAACAGAACCACUGA